AGCUAUACCUGGCUGAGUGGAAAGCUUCGGAAAAGUCGCCUCAGUCCAUUAGCUUUCUAGAACGAAGAGAGCGACUGUUUCACCCAACGUAUACGUAAUACGCCCACCUUACGUAUACGCAACAUAAUGCUUUGCAACCGAGAGUGUCAACAAAUAUUGGAAAAUGCACUAAAGAGUGCAGGAAGAGUCAAGCUGUUGGACUAUCAUUUGGUCAGGGAUCUCAGUGCGAUCGGCUAUCUGGGGGAUUACUACGCACUGACGCUAAGGUAUUGCCAGGAGGAAGAAGAAAUUAUUAGGGAAAUAGAACUCUUUGUAAAGGCUAUGCCCCAGCAAAGUGCGGAAUUGGCGAAAGAAAUUAUUUUCCAAAAGGAGUCCUGGCUGUACGACACUCUCCUAAAGAAACUACAAAUCCAUUCCAACGUAAAAUGGAGUCCUGAUUGCGUUUACAGUCGAAAAGAUCUAAUGGUUCUGGAGCACAUUAAGCUUAAGGGUUUCAGAGCAGCUGGAUCCGCAGAACUUAAUAAUGAUUUCAUGAAACAAUUAAUUAAAUCAGUUGCCGCAUUUCAUUCAGCCAGUUUGGUCUACGAACAUCAGACCAAAACCAAUAUAGGUCAAACCUAUGGUGACAACUUGUUAGAGAUCACAGUAGCCUCUGAAAUUGCAUGGUUCACAACAGGACUCUCUGCUGUUCUAGCUGUCGUUCGAAGUCUUUCCAAGUAUCAGGGAAAUAGGGAGCAGGCUUUCAUCGAUAACAAGCUUUUCGCCAUAAUGGAGAGAAUCUAUGAGCAAGCGGCACCUUCGAAAAAAUACAGGAAUGUCCUUUGCCAUCGAGAUCUUUGGGCUGGUAACAUUUUCUUUCCUCCGGAAAGUUCUGGACCGGCUCUACUGAUUGACUUUCAGACCUGUCGUUACGCUCCCCCAGCAUCAGACCUCAAUUUUUGUCUUUACAUGAAUUUGAGCUCAGGCAAACGCCAACAAAUGGAGAAGACAGGCAUUGAUUUGUACCAUAAAAAUUUGUUGAGGAACCUAUCAGAUUUUGGCCUUGAGGAACUAGCGAUCUCGAAGUCAGAGCUGCUGGAAUCAUACGAAGAACUGCGUUUAUUUGGAGUGGUCUACAGAGCUGUAGCUGCAACGGUCGUAAAGGUUCCCGCCGAUUUCGUAACCAAUGAUUUUAAGUAUGUGGACCGCAGUAAGGUGAUCCUCUCUUAUAUGAAAACUAACAUAGAAUUCGCUACCUAUAUGGAGGAGUGCUGUGUGGAUGUCAUGGAAAUGGCCUUGGCCAGGGCGAACAUGUGAGGAAGUCUCGUUAAGCGAUACUACUGAUAAGUAAGAGUUCCUCUAGUGCGCUAGAUGAUAACACUUUAUUGUAAGAAAAAGGAAAAAUAUAACCUCUCAACGAAACUUGAA
Molecule: messenger RNA, 1407 nt
Organism: Drosophila santomea
Lineage: Eukaryota; Metazoa; Arthropoda; Insecta; Diptera; Drosophilidae
Exons: 3
Coding region: 127-1296 (389 amino acids)
Source: RefSeq, a predicted model, not a curated record